Messenger RNA from Caenorhabditis auriculariae, 2498 nucleotides. The record is from the annotation of a GenBank genome assembly. Lineage: Eukaryota; Metazoa; Nematoda; Chromadorea; Rhabditida; Rhabditidae.
AUGGAAUUUUCAGCCUUCUGCAACUUUGGAUGUCCCAACGGAUGGAUGCCGUACGAUCACGAUUGUUUCAGGGUUUCUUUUAUAAUUUUCCGGACCAAUCGAUCAAUUUUUGUUCAGUCAGUGGUAGAAACUGUGACCUUCAAUCAAGCCGAAGCGAACUGUCGUUCCAUUGGCGGUCAUCUCGCCACGUUUUCCUCAGCCAUGCAGCAGAUUUCGAUGAAAGGUUUAAAGAUUUGAAACAGUCUGGCCUGUCUGUGCCCUCUUUUCUCUUGUCAUCCAGGUCAUAUGAACAGUAAAACAAAACUUGAACGUCAGAGAUUUGCGGAGGAAUGAGACUAGGAGUUGUGGCGAAUGGGAUAAAAUAGCUGUAACUGGAAACUAAAUUACUUUCCGUAUUUCAAGGCCUUCUUUUUGACGUACCCGAUGAUAGACAAGUCGUGUUGCCGGAGGUUCAGACGAUUUGGAUCGGAUUGUGGAUUUCGGUCAGCUUUUUCGUUUUUCGAGAUUGAUUUUUAGAGUAAUAUGGGCAGUAAAAGUGGUGUUAGAGAUGAAUAUACCAUUUUUAAGCUUUACUUGUGAAAAUUUGAAAAUUUUCCUCGUUUUGAAGAAAAAGUCAUUCAAAAUCGGAAAGUUUGAAUUCCCGCCAAAAGCCCGUACUGCAGUAAAGUCGCUCUAUGGACAACUAAUUGCAUUUUUUUGGUUUUUCGCUUUGUUUCUAUUAAUAAACCGGAGAGGACAUGAAUCGGACGUGUCAGGGCGUUUCUAGUGACCACUUUAGUAGCGCCAGCCCUCUUAAGUGAUCCCUAGAAUUGCUCAGAAACGUCCGGUGUUCGAUGCCGAGUUUCUUUCAAACUUCAUUUUUUUUAGUUUCAACAAAGUUUUUUUGUGACAUAUUUGUACAUAAAUUGCAAAUUUCGACCGGAAAGUUCAAAAGUUCUUCUUGAAGGGUCCGCAUUUCACAGAAAUUAUUUAGGAAAGCCAAUGGAAGUGGAUGGACGACAGUCCAUUGACCUAUUCGUAUUUCUCCUCCACGGCGGCGACUACCAUCGGAAGCUGUGGAAUGGUUAUUUUCCUUCUCUUAAAACAAUUUUUUUAUUUUUGCUGGUCAUUUAAAAUCAGAAAAAAAUAAGACGAAAAUGAGCCCAUUCUCAAAAAGAUCGCCUUCAUUUUCAAUCAUUUCUCUGAACCCCGAAGACCUUCCUUCAAUUUUUCUUUCGAUUUCAAAAUUCUAAGCUUUAGAGAAGAUCAGGAAAGGCGGAUUCUGACGGAAUUUUGUUCUUAGGCUUAUUUCAAGCCAUAUCUCUUGCUGACGUAGGGAUUUGACUGUCCCAGAACUGGAAAAUCUUCUUUGGAUCGUAUAAUUUCUGAACAAAGAUCGUUUUUUGUGUUUGGCAAGAAUUUUGGAGCCUUCACUAAAUUUUUAAAAAAUUUUUUGAUCAUUUAUCACUGUGAAUUUUUAAGAAAUAAGAUUUGAAGCUCCAGAGAUUUUAAAUUUUAAAAAAGGUUCCAAUUAUUAUUGGCCGUCCACUGAGCAGCUUCAAGUAGUUUUUCCAGCACUUUUUAAAAAUUCCAGGCAUAUUUUCUUGUAAAUGAGUUAUAUAUUAACAAAAUAUAACGUUAUUUUUUGAUUUUAGAGCUAAUUUUUAAACUUCAUCUCAACAAGAAAGCUUUAGAAGAUCUAUUAUUUCUCAACACUGAAAAAAAAAGCUUCUAGAACACUUUGAAAAAUCCAGAAAUCUUGUGAGACCGUCCUUCUUUUAUAACAGACAGCUUGUUAAAUUUUUUGGAAGAACAGAGUUUUUUCUUGGACCGAAAGAACUUUCACAAACUUUCUUUCUCUUCAGGAAACUAAAUUCUUCUUAUUUUUCACCAAGGACUUCUGACGUUGACUAAUCAGAGGUUCAUUCUAAGUCCCCUCUUUACAAAAAAUGCCUAAAUUUUUCUCAGAACAUCCGAAGCUUGAUUGAAUUUUUCAGGAAUCUGCUAAGGUCCCAAAAAAACAAAAAAGAUAUUUAAUUCUCCUUUUUGUGGUUUUUAGACUUUUGAACAGUUUUUUUGUAGUGAAAAUUUUUUUCGAGUUUAUUGGAGCGUCUCAAAAUUGAACCGAAAAGAUCAGGUUUUCAUGAAAUAACGUCGCAAAAUGCCCAUUUUGAAGCUCGGUCCUACGCCUUUAAAUUGAAGAUUUUUUCGAGCUUUUUUGAAUCAUAAAAUGGGCGAGAUCUUUUACAGUAACCCCACAAUGCAACCCCCUUCAGGUCAAAAAUAAUUUUUCCGGGUUUUCUGAAAUUUUUGCAAGUUUUUCUUUUGGCCAAGAAUGUUCUAAAAACACGAAAUAUAUUGGCAAAUUUUCUCAUUUGUUUUCUGUUCCCUUGAUCCCCGAAGAGGAUUUGCAGAUAGUCAACUCGCUGUCGGCGAAGACGGACCGCGGGAAAUGGACGCCGGCGGACUGCGCGACGAACGCCACCGCCUAUCUCUGCGAGACUCCCACCAUCUUCUAA